UUUAUAAAGUAAACUUUUUUUCAAAAACCAUCAAAACAGUUCUUCUAAGAACUUCGCUACGACAUAGUAAUUUUAAUAUGUCAGAUUCAGAAAGUGAUUGGUCAGAUGUACCUGAAGAUGAAGCAAAUGAAGAAUUAGUUCUAUGCCUAUUUUGUCCUAAUAAGUUCUCAUCUGUGGAUAGUUGUUUUAAACACAUACAAAACAAUCAUGAGAUCAACAUAAGAAAGACCAUUAAAAUGAAACAGAUGAGUUUUUAUGUGUACAUUAAAUUCAUAAAUUAUGUCAGGAAGAAUAAUUUAGAUCCCUCUGCAGCAAGUCAAUUAGAGCUGCAUCAGUUUGAAGAUGAGCAAUGGCUUAUCCCAUCAAUAGAAAAUGAUUUAUUGUUGCAGUAUGACGUUGAAAGUGAGCUGCGUGUCGAUUCUGAUUCACAGGAAGAAAGUUUGGAUAUAGUUAUGAAACUUAGUAUUGCAGAAGAGCGUGCUAAAUUAGCUGAGGAGUUUUUAGAAAGAACACUGGACGACCUAAAUGUAUGUCGACAGGAACUCAAUGCAUUGUUACUAGGGAAGGCAUCAGGAAGAGAAUUUAAGCCCAAUGCGCAAGAGCAGGAGAGCGAGGGGUACUUUAGUUCUUAUGCCCAUUUUGGCAUACAUGAGGAAAUGUUAAAAGACAAAGUUCGCACUGUGUCUUACAGAGAUUUUAUUUUGAAGAAUACUAAUAUUUUUAAAAAUGCGAAAGUGCUUGAUAUCGGGUGUGGGACAUCAGUAUUGUCCAUGUUUGCUGCACAAGCUGGUGCUACUAAAGUCUUGGCCGUUGAUAAUUCUGAUGUGGCGUAUCAAGCUAUGGAUAUUGUGAAAGAAAAUAAUUUGGAUUCUAUUAUUGAAGUGAAAAAAGGUAAAGCCGAGGAUAUUGAAGUUAGUGAAAAAGUUGAUGUUAUCAUAUCAGAAUGGAUGGGCUACUUUUUGUUGUUUGAAAGCAUGUUGGAUACAGUGCUGUACUGUCGUGAUAAGUACCUGUCGGAGAAGGGUUGUAUUUACCCAGAUAAAUGCAACAUACAAUUAGCUGCACUCUGUGACGACCAGCUGUACGAAAGUAAGUUGAAAUUCUGGGAUGAUGUCUAUGGAUUUAAAAUGACUGCGAUGAAAUCUGGUGUGCUUGAGGAGCCUUUAGUGACAGUUGUUGAGAGCGCGAAGAUCAUGUCUGAAUCGUGUAUUCUAAAGGAGUUUGAUCUGAUGAAAAUUUCAACAUCAUGUUUGGAUUUUGAUCAGAAGUUUACUUUAAAAGCCGUUAAGAAAGGCACAUGUUCUGCUAUUGUUGGCUACUUUGAUAUUAAAUUCGAACAGGAUGCAACUCACCCAGUUCUGUUCAGUACCAGCCCACAUGUGGAGCCAACACAUUGGAAACAAACCGUAUUCUUUUUAAAAACACCUAUUCUUAUGGGCAUUGGUGAUGUACUAAUUGGACGGAUAAUUUGUAAGAAAAAUAAACAAGACCAUAGGGCGUUAGAUAUUGCUAUCUUUUUGUAUGAUAAGAAUGAUUGUGUUACCUCGAGACAACAUUAUGUCUUGAGUUGAUCAUCUUGUAAUAAUUGAUAAUUUUCUAGGAAAAAAGCAAUUCAAAAAUUU
Molecule: messenger RNA, 1622 nt
Organism: Hydractinia symbiolongicarpus
Lineage: Eukaryota; Metazoa; Cnidaria; Hydrozoa; Anthoathecata; Hydractiniidae
Product: protein arginine N-methyltransferase 3-like
Exons: 2
Coding region: 78-1571 (497 amino acids)
Biological process (GO): peptidyl-arginine methylation
Cellular component (GO): nucleus
Molecular function (GO): protein-arginine N-methyltransferase activity
Source: RefSeq, a predicted model, not a curated record